AAUCUCCUUGAAUUAUGUUUCAAGCUUUAAACCUUCCUCGUAUUAAUGAAUGAUACUUAUUAAAAUGCUUCUUCUCCGGCGAACAUCCACUCUCCUAUCCUCAACCCCCCUCUCCGUUCAAACUCUCAGCCGCCACACCCACCACCACCCCAUUUCACCGGUGAACCCUGAUCACCUCCUCCGAGUCUGCACCAUCCUCUACCAGCAGCAGAAUUCGCCCGAGUCAAGGCUCAACUCAAAACUCGCCUCUUGCGAGUUCCAACUCACCCACGAGUUCUUCCUCCAGGUAUGCAACAAUUUCCCCUAUUCAUGGCGACCCGUUUACCGCUUCUACCUUUACAGCCAAACACACCCUCAUUUCAAUCACACCCUUGUCUCCUUCAACAAAAUGAUCGAUGUUAUAGGCAAGUCUAGGAACAUUGACCUCUUUUGGAAGUUUAUAGAAGAGAUGGCACGGCGUCAUUUUGCAAAUGACAAGACCUUUGUCAUUGCAAUGAAGACUUUGGGGGGUGCAAGGGAGCUUAAGAAGUGUGUGGAGUUCUUCCACUUGAUGAAUUCCAACGGGUAUGAGUACAAGUUGGGAACUUUGAAUAAGGUGAUUGAGGCAAUGUGUGGGUGCAAGCUUGUUGAGGAGGCAAAGUUUGUUGCUUUCAAGUUGAAGGAGUGGAUUAAGCUUGAUGGGGUGACUUAUAAGCAUUUGAUUAGGGGGUUCUGUGAUAAGGGUGAUUUGAUUGAGGCUUCAAAGGUUUGGAAUUUGAUGGAGGAUGAGGGGUUUGAGGCUGAUGUUGAUGCUGUUGAGAAAAUGAUGGAGACCCUUUUCAAGGUUAAUCAGUAUGGUGAGGCUUUGAAGCUCUUUCAGACAAUGAGGUUCAAGAGGAUGGAUGAGCUUGGCGUUUCUACUUAUAGGUUGGUGAUUAAGUGGAUGUGUAAGAAAGGAAUGAUGUCCCAAGCUCAGGAAGUUUUUGAAGAAAUGCGCGAGAGAGGGAUUCUAAUUGAUAACUUGACGUUGGGAUCUGUUGUGUAUGGACUUCUCACGAGGCGGAGGGUCAGAGAGGCGUAUCAAGUUGUUGAUGGGAUUGAGGCACCGGAUUUGAGUGUGUAUCAUGGGUUGAUAAAAGGGCUUUUGAGGUUGAGAAGGGCCAGUGAGGCGACGCAGGUGUUUAGGGAGAUGAUAAGGAGAGGUUGUGAACCGACUAUGCACACCUACAUAAUGCUACUGCAAGGCCAUCUGGGAAGGAGAGGAAGGAAGGGGUCUGAUCCACUUGUCAAUUUUGACACUAUUUUUGUUGGUGGGUUGGUGAAAGCAGGAAAGUCAAAGGAGGCCAUGAAGUAUGUGGAGAGGGUGAUGAACAGAGGAAUGGAGGUGCCAAGGUUUGAUUAUAACAAAUUUUUGCACUACUUUUCAAAUGAGGAAGGUGUGUGUAUGUUUGAGGAGGUGGGGAAAAAGUUGAGAGAGGUAGGGUUGGUCGAUUUGGCAGACAUACUUGAGAGAUAUGGGCAGAAGAUGGCUACUAGAGAUAGGAGAAGGAACAGAUCUCCUAUAAUUGAAGAUACAAAUGACUAACAAACAAGUUGUGUAAAUUUAAAGGCUGUACAAAUUGACGACUAAAACUAAAGUUUAUUGGAGAAAUGAAGCAGCAGAUUGACGAAUUCUCAACAUUUCUAAACUGAGCAACAGUGGAGAAAGCUGGCUUGCAAAGAGUGCACGACUCAGGAAGGCAUGUGCCAUUUACUGCUCCUGAGGAUCAUUCGCUUAUUUCCAUUUGUCGUUAUUACUCUUUUUUUUAUACAAUUAUUUUUUUUUCUUUGAUAACAUGUUGUUAUCACUCUUUCGUUUUGUAUUUGUGGAGUUACUAUUUUUGAAAAAAAUAUCAGGGUAGAAAGCCGUAUCCAGCUUUCGCGUUUCCAAG
Abrus precatorius (Indian licorice) is the source of this 1910-nucleotide messenger RNA. Its product is annotated as putative pentatricopeptide repeat-containing protein At1g26500. Lineage: Eukaryota; Viridiplantae; Streptophyta; Magnoliopsida; Fabales; Fabaceae. Bases 50 to 1564 code for a protein of 504 amino acids. Gene Ontology annotation, molecular function: protein binding. The record is from RefSeq and is a predicted model, not a curated record. The transcript is spliced from 2 exons.